Molecule: messenger RNA, 2556 nt
Organism: Suncus etruscus (white-toothed pygmy shrew)
Lineage: Eukaryota; Metazoa; Chordata; Mammalia; Eulipotyphla; Soricidae
Gene: SLC4A11
Product: solute carrier family 4 member 11
Exons: 19
Coding region: 1-2556 (851 amino acids)
Biological process (GO): monoatomic ion homeostasis; monoatomic anion transport; transmembrane transport
Cellular component (GO): basolateral plasma membrane; plasma membrane
Molecular function (GO): solute:inorganic anion antiporter activity
Source: RefSeq, a predicted model, not a curated record
AUGCCCCAGAAUGGAUUCUCGGAGGGGGCCGGUUACCUCAAGUGUGAUACAGAUGAUGCUUCAGAGACCCGGGAAGGGAGCGUGAGCGAUGAGGUCUUCGACACGGUUGACUCAUCCAUCUUGUCUGCCGAGGCCGAGAAAGUCCGCUUCUUUGUGAACGUGAACCUGGAAGUGCAGCCUACCCAGGCUGGUGAGAACGAAACUUCUGGAGACUGUGGGCUCCUCUACACCUCCCGUAAGUACAUGAAGGUAAAGAACUUCGGGGAGGAAAUUCGCGCACACCGGGAUCUCGAUGGCUUCCUGGCACGGGCCAGCAUCGUCCUGCAGGAGACGGCCACCUCGCUGGAUGACGUGCUGCGGGCCAUGCUGUAUCGCCUGACCCAUGACCCCUGCAACCCCGAGCCGCCCUGCAGCCUGGACCAGCUUAUGGCCACGCUUUUCACCGAUGUCGAAGCCCCGAUGGGAGGGAAGGUCCACCUGCUGUUGGAUAUCAUCCAGGGCGUCACGGCCACAGCCACCGGGGUGCAGUACCAGCAGUCGUGGCUCUGCAUUAUCUGCACCUCCAAAGCCCUGCUGAAGCGACACGUGUGCAUCAGCCGACUGGUACGCCCGCAGAACUGGGGGGAGAACUCCUGUGAGGUGCGCUUCGUCAUCCUGGUGCUCACCCCACACAAGAUGAAAAGCACCAAGACUGCCCUGGAGGUGGGGCGCACAUUCGCCACCAUGUUCCUAGACAUCACCUUCCGCCAGAAGCUGCUGAGAACCCGAACAGAGGAGGAAUUCAAGGAGGCCCUGGUACAUCAGAGACACCUGCUGAGCAGGAUGGGCCCGUACAAGACAGCUUCUGCCUACAAGAACUCCAUCCUCCCCACGAGACCCCUGCAGCCUCCAAAGUGUAAGGAUUUUCUCUCACUGGGCAAGGGCAUCCGGGACGACAUCGCCCGCAGACUCCCCCUGUACCCACUGGAUUUCACAGAUGGCAUCAUCGGAAAAAACAAGGCGGUGGGCAAGUAUAUCACAACCACCCUGUUCCUCUACUUCGCCUGUCUCCUGCCCACCAUUGCUUUUGGCUCCCUCAACGAUGAGAACACGAAUGGGAACAUUGAUGUACAGAAGACCAUGGCUGGGCAGAGCAUAGGGGGCCUCUUGUAUGCGCUGUUCUCCGGGCAGCCGCUGGUGGUGCUGCUGACCACUGGACCCCUGGCCCUCUACAUCCAAGUAAUCCGUAGUAUUUGUGACGACUACAGUCUGGAUUUCAAUGCCUUCUACGCAUGGACAGGCCUGUGGAACAGCAUCUUCCUUGCGCUCUACGCGCUCUUCAACCUCAGCCUGCUCAUGAGUCUUUUCAAGAGGUCUACAGAGGAAAUCAUCGCGCUGUUUAUUUCCAUCACCUUCGUGCUGGAUGCUGUCAAGGGCACGGUUAAAAUCUUCCAGAAGUACUACUACAACCACAACACUGCAGACCAUCACAAUGGCGGCGCUUCCCUACACAGCCUGCUGGGCUUCAACUCCAGCCUGCAUGCAGCCCUCAACACCAGCCUCCUGGCCAGUCCCACCGGCAUGAUCCCAGAGAGCAGCAACACGGAGCACCCGGGCCGGGAGACAGCCAUGUUCAGCCUUCUCACCAUGCUGGGCACGCUGUGGCUGGGCUACACCCUCUAUCAAUUCAAGAAGAGCCCCUAUCUGCACCCCACCAUGCGCGAGAUCCUGUCUGACUGCGCCCUGCCUAUCUCCGUGCUCACCUUCUCCGUCAUCAGUUCCUGUGGCUUCCCAGAAAUCAAGAUGAGCAAGUUCCGGUACAACCCCAGUGAUAGCUGGUUUGAGAUGGCCAACGUGCAGUCCCUGUCCUUUGGGGCCAUCGUCAGCGCCAUGGGCCUCGGCUUCCUGCUCUCCUUGCUCUUUUUCAUCGAGCAGAACUUGGUGGCCGCUUUGGCCAAUGCUCCGGAGAACAGGCUGGUGAAGGGCACUGCCUACCACUGGGACCUCUUUCUUGUCGCCGUCAUCAACAUGGGGCUAUCUCUCUUCGGGCUGCCCUGGAUCCACGCUGCCUACCCCCACUCCCCGCUGCAUGUACGUGCACUGGCACUGGUGGAGGAGCGGGUGGAGAAUGGACACAUCUACGAGACGAUCAUGAGCGUGAAGGAGACGCGGCUGACCACGCUGGGCGCCAGCAUGCUGGUGGGCUUCUCCCUGCUGCUGCUGCCCUUCCCGCUGCAGUGGAUCCCCAAGCCCGUGCUCUACGGCCUCUUCCUCUACAUCGCGCUCACCUCCAUCGACGGCAACCAGCUGGUGGAGCGUCUGGUCCUGCUGCUCAAGGAGCAGACUGCAUAUCCACCCAACCACUACAUCCGACGCGUGCCUCAGCGCCAGAUCCACUACUUCACGGGACUACAGGUUCUGCAACUGCUGCUGCUCUGCGCCUUCGGCAUGAGCACCCUCCCCUACAUGAAGAUGAUCUUCCCCAUCAUCAUGAUCGCUAUGAUCCCCAUCCGCUACAAUCUGCUGCCCCAGAUCAUCGAUGCGAAAUACUUGGACGCCAUGGAUGCCGAGCACUGA